Messenger RNA from Rhizopus microsporus ATCC 52813, 1482 nucleotides. RefSeq names its product glutamate 5-kinase. The transcript is spliced from 4 exons. Gene Ontology annotation, cellular component: cytoplasm; cytosol. The record is from RefSeq and is a predicted model, not a curated record. Gene Ontology annotation, molecular function: RNA binding; glutamate 5-kinase activity; ATP binding. The coding region runs from base 25 to 1230 and encodes 401 amino acids. NCBI's taxonomy places the organism in Eukaryota, Fungi, Mucoromycota, Mucoromycetes, Mucorales, Rhizopodaceae.
CUUUUUUUCUCUUUAUAUCCUUUUAUGCUUCAUAAAAAUCAACAAAGCAAUAGUAAGCAACUCACUAUCGUCAUCAAAGUAGGUACUUCGUCUAUCUGUAACGAAGUGACACACUUUCCACUCCUGUCAAACCUAUCUGCCAUAGUUGAAACCGUUCUCAGCCUACGUUCUCUAGGCCACCGCGUCGUGCUCGUGACGAGUGCUGCGGUUGGCACAGGUUUACGAAGAUUAAACAUGCCAGAGAAACCUUCAAGUUUGGCUGCAAGACAGGCUGUGGCUGCUGUAGGUCAAGGACGACUCAUGGCGUUAUAUGAUGAUCUAUUUGGCCAAUUUGGACAACCUGUUGCACAAAUCUUAUUGACCAAGAACGAUCUCGCUGACAGAUCACAAUACUUGAACGCUGUCAAUUGUAUAGAAGAAUUGCUAGGCAUGUCAGUAGUACCUAUCGUCAAUGAAAAUGACUCUAUAUCUACACAGGGUAUUCGAUUCGGUGAUAACGAUACACUGUCUGCCGUGAUGGCUGGCAUGGUCAAGGCGGAUUAUCUAUUUUUAUUAACCGAUGUUGAUUGUUUGUACACCGACAAUCCUCGUACAAAUCCUGAUGCCAAACCAGUGCUGUUAUGUGAUGAUAUGGUGAAUUUAAAAGAUCAAGUUUCGGUAGCCUCCAUGGGAUCUAAUCUUGGUACAGGAGGCAUGGCUACCAAGCUGGUUGCAGCUGAACUUGCUACAGCAGCUGGAGUGACGACGAUUAUUACGAAUGGUUCCAAGUCUCAUAAUGUUUUGAAGAUCAUUGAUGCGGAUAAGAAUGACAAUAAAACUGAAACCCCUCUUCAUACCCGAUUCAUUGCCAAGAAUAAUCCACUCCUGGAUAGAAAAUGGUGGAUUCAAUAUGGCUUACAUACAGCAGGCACUAUCUAUGUAGACGAAGGGGCAGCAAAUGCCAUGUUACAGCCUAAAUUAAAGUCAAGUUUAUUUGCAGCGGGCAUUGUCAAAGUAGAAGGACAGUUUGUUGCACAACAAGCAGUCAAUAUCGUCUGUCGAAAAGAGAAACAAGGUGAACAGGAAGACUUUUUUAUUGGAAAAGGGCUUGUCAAUUAUUCAAGUACAGAAAUUACAAGGAUCAAACGAUGUCAUAGCAGCGAAAUAGUCAAUAUUCUUGGCUAUGUUGAUUCAGAGUGCGUCAUUCACCGGGACAAUUUGGUGAGAAGCACAGACAAGAUACCCGUGUAACUAUUGCUGCAUAAAAUGUUCUUAAAAGUUCAUCAUCUUUUUUACUUCAUAAAGCCUUUUAUGUAGUGACUCUCUUUCAUUUUCACUUUGGGCGUAUUUCAUUUUAAAAUCUAUAAGAGUUAUUUCUGCCUUUUGUAAUUCAUCUUCCAAUGUUGAAUUCUUGCUUAUUAAAGUCGCAUUUUCUGUGCAAAGGGUUUCAAACUCAUCUUUACUUUUAGUUUCAAUUUUCUCUGGUAAUGUUGAUAUCGCUUG